Messenger RNA from Malania oleifera, 679 nucleotides. RefSeq lists its product as uncharacterized. The record is from RefSeq and is a predicted model, not a curated record. Bases 117 to 530 code for a protein of 137 amino acids. The transcript is spliced from 2 exons. Lineage: Eukaryota; Viridiplantae; Streptophyta; Magnoliopsida; Santalales; Ximeniaceae.
CCCAACGGUCCAUUUCCUACCCAAUAGCUAACGCCAUAAACUCCCUUCUCCCCCCACUUUAAUUUCAACAUCCCACUCUCUCUCUCUCUCUCAAUAAUUUCUGGGUCUGAUCUCCAAUGAACUCUAGCGUAGUUCAGCACGUAACCAAAGCGUCUUCCGACGAGCUGCUAAGAAAAUUCGCCGAACAGGAACCCGAAUCCUGCGAUGAAGCGCCGGCGAGAAAGGAAGAGCUGCGCCUCUCGAAGCGCCGGAAACGGAGCCAGACGAUCAGAGUGUAUGAUUGUAAGAGCCCAUUGAGCUGUAGCAGUAGCUUGGCGGAGAGGAGAUCGCUUCUUCCUCCAGCCGCUCGCCGGUCGGCGGUGGUGUUCCGGCAACUGGGAAUUGGGAGAUUCAGAGCUAGGGAUAUCAAGAACAGAUCCAUUCUGGAAACCAUCGAAAAGACAUGGCGCAAAACUGUGGAAGGGGCAUCAAAGGUGUUUGUGGAGAAGCAUUACAGCAGGCACAAGCGAUUGGUAAACGAUGUCGUUUAGGCAUUGGCUGUCAGAUUUACUAAAUCAAACAUUGGCAUUCAAAUUUGUUAAUUUGCUUUAAUUAUUGAUUCUUUAAUCUUCUUGUUAAUUAAUUAUAGUUAUUUACAAUCUUCAAUACAAAAUAAUGAGUGAUUUGUCGUUUCUCUAAA